CCUGCCUCAGUUUCCCUGCCUGUGAGGGGUUGAGGCCCCGGAGAUGACAGAACUCUGCGGGGGGCUGGGACAUCUUCCCCCCACUAACGACCCCCGGCCCCUUCCAGCCCCCAGCCCGCGGCUGCCCGGAGCAGCAGACGACCCCACCCCCACCCCGUCCGCGGGCCGGGACAUGAGGGAGGAGGCCCCGCCCGGCCCGACAGAGCAGCCCCGGCGCCCGCCAGCCACAGCGCAGCAUGGGGCUCGCCCCCCUCCUCGCCCUCUGCCUCUGGAGCCGGGCGCUGGGUAGUGACAUUCUGGGGCUGAGGCCACCGAGCGGCCCUGCCCUGACCCCCAACACGGUGUGCCUGACGCUGCCGGGGCUCAGCAAGCGGCAGAUGGGGCUGUGCGUGCGCAGCCCAGACGUGACGGCCUCGGCCCUGCAGGGCACCCAGCUCGCCAUCCAGGAGUGCCAGCGCCAGCUGCGGGACCAGCGCUGGAACUGCUCCAGCCUGCAGGGGGCGGGCCAGGUGCUGCAGGACAGCGCCAUCCUCAAGAGAGGCUUCCGGGAAAGCGCCUUCGCCUUCUCCCUGCUGGCGGCGGGCGUGAUGCACUCGGUGGCCACGGCCUGUAGCCUGGGCCAGCUGCAGGGCUGCGGCUGCGCGUGGGGGGAGCACGGCGGCCAGGAGAAGCAGCGGCUGAAGCUGAGCCAGCUGCAGGCACUGUCCCGGGGCAAGGGCCUCCCCCCUCACCUGGCCUCGCUCCUGGGCGAGCCCGGCCCACAGGACACCUGGCAGUGGGGCGGCUGCGGGCCCGACAUCGGCUUCGGGGAGCGCUUCUCCCGGGACUUCCUGGACUCACGAGAGGCACCACGCGACAUCCAGGCCCGGACGAGGAUCCACAACAACUGGGUGGGCAGGCAGGUGGUGGCAGAGAACAUGAAGCGCAAGUGCAAGUGCCACGGCACGUCGGGCAGCUGCCAGUUCCGCACGUGCUGGCCGGUGGUGCCCGAGUUCCGGCUGGUGGGCGCGGUGCUGCGGGAACGGAUGCAACACGCCGCCUUCAUCAGCACCCACAACCGCAACAGUGGCGUGUUCGGGCCACGGCUGGGCCAGCGCCGCCUGGCCCGCGAGCUGGUCUACUUUGAGAAAUCGCCCGACUUCUGCGAGCGCGACCCGGCGCUCGACUCACCUGGCACCCGUGGCCGCGCCUGCAACCACACCAGCCCCCGCACGGACGGGUGCGCCAGCCUGUGCUGCGGGCGAGGCCACAACAUCCUGCGCCAGACACGCCGCGAGCGCUGCCACUGCCACUUCCAGUGGUGCUGCUCCGUGCUGUGCGAGCAGUGCCGGCUCAGCACCUGGCUCAGCGUCUGCAAGUGAGGGGGGCCGGCUGUGCCCCCCCCAGCCCUGCCUCCUGCCCUGGCAGCAUGGAUGGAGCAGCCCCCUGCCCUCUGCCCUCUGCCCGACACGGGGGUCCCUGCAGGGCCCCCAGCAGCGUAUGCAAAGGUUGCGGGCCGAAUAGAGGGGCAGCACCCCAACUCCGCAGCUAUAACUCCUAGGGCUUUGUGGGAAGGGAACAAGAAGCAUGGGGGGGCACUGCAGCAGGG
This is a messenger RNA of Mauremys mutica (yellowpond turtle), 1588 nucleotides long. It is a transcript of the gene WNT10B, whose product is annotated as Wnt family member 10B. Lineage: Eukaryota; Metazoa; Chordata; Testudines; Geoemydidae. Gene Ontology annotation, molecular function: frizzled binding; cytokine activity. Gene Ontology annotation, biological process: canonical Wnt signaling pathway; neuron differentiation; cell fate commitment. The transcript has 4 exons. The record is from RefSeq and is a predicted model, not a curated record. Bases 237 to 1361 code for a protein of 374 amino acids. Gene Ontology annotation, cellular component: extracellular region.